Messenger RNA from Boeremia exigua, 2860 nucleotides. RefSeq names its product protein-tyrosine phosphatase-like protein. NCBI's taxonomy places the organism in Eukaryota, Fungi, Ascomycota, Dothideomycetes, Pleosporales, Didymellaceae. The record is from RefSeq and is a predicted model, not a curated record. Gene Ontology annotation, molecular function: phosphatase activity. The transcript has 3 exons. The coding region runs from base 190 to 2640 and encodes 816 amino acids. Gene Ontology annotation, biological process: dephosphorylation.
CCACAAUCCCAAACAUGCCGGCUUUCACAUUUACUCGCUGAGGACCCUUGCGCACUCGACUCUGUUGCUCUGCAUACCAGUAAUAACAUAAUAACUUCAAAGUCGGACUCUCAGACCUCUCAAGGCCUGCUUUGACCCCCACCUUUCAGGCAGUCGCUGAGACGCCCGAGACACGCGAGCUUGUGAGCCAUGGAAAGGAUACGCGUUAGCAAAGUAGAAGAUGUCUACCUCUUGCGCAGAGGCGUACGCUUUGACGGCACCCUCCACCUGAUGCCCCACCACCUCGUCUUCAGCUACCUUCCGAGCAAGCCUGCAGACGCUCCGCCAGAUGCAAAGCCUCCGCGGCAGAAAGAAGUAUGGAUCACAUAUCCGAUGGUCAACUACUGCUGCCUGAAAUCAUGCCCACCGGUCAUGCGACAGCAGCCGUCGAUCCGUAUACGCUGUCGCGAUUUUACCUUCUUUGCGUUCUUUUUCCCCGACGAGAAGAAAGCUCGCGACGUAUAUGACAGUAUCCGCGCAUUAUCAUGCAAGAUCGGUCGGCUCGAUAAACUUCUAGCAUUCAGCUAUCAACCGAAGCCCCCGGAGGAUCAGUUCAACAGCUGGGACAUAUACGAUGCGAGUCGAGAGUUCAAGCGGUUGGGUAUAAGUCCCAAAGAUUCGGAAAAGGGCUGGCGGAUAUCUGAGAUCAACGCCGAAUACAAGUAUUCAAAGACGUACCCUGCACUCAUUGCAGUGCCCUCGAAAGUAUCGGACAGUGUUCUCCGAUACGCUGGCGCAUACCGAUCGAGACAGCGCAUACCUGCACUUGUCUACCGCCAUCCACUCAACAACUGCUCUAUAACACGAAGCUCACAGCCUACACCCGGCAUCACAGGGAAUCGUAACCCUCAAGACGAGAGACUUGUGGCAGCGAUAUGGGCAACGAACCGUGGGUGGAACCCUGCGCCGACUCCAGAUCUUGCUCGGUCCACUGCCGACCUGACCAUCGAGAAUGGAUCUAGUGCCGACAGCUCCUUCGUUGGUAUCGGAGAUGCUGAGGCCGUGAAUACCGGAAGAACACUGGCAGACGACCUGAGUGGCUCCGCCGAGUCUGACGAAAACGGCCCGAAAGUAUAUGGUGCGCAGCAGCGCAAUCUGAUCGUUGAUGCUAGGCCAACUGUGAACGCAUACGCUAUGCAGGCUGUAGGGUUAGGAUCAGAGAAGAUGGACCACUAUCCAGGAGCCGAGAAAGCAUACCUCGGCAUUGACAACAUCCACGUUAUGCGGAAGUCGUUGAACACAGUCAUCGAUGCACUGAAGGAGUCAGACCUAACAUCAUUCCCACCUAAUCAGCAGUUACUGGCCAAAAGUGGUUGGGUAAAACACACUGCAAACAUCCUCGAUGGCGUAGCACUCAUAGCUCGCAGAGUAGGUAUCAUGCAUUCUCACGCUCUGAUUCAUUGUUCAGAUGGAUGGGAUCGAACAAGCCAGCUUAGUGCUCUCAGCCAGAUCCUGCUCGACCCCUACUAUCGAACAAUGGAAGGCUUCAUUGUACUUGUAGAGAAAGACUGGCUAUCGUAUGGCCAUAUGUUCAGACACCGCACCGGCUUUCUGAGCCAUGAGAAAUGGUUUUCAAUCGAAAACGAACGUAUAGAACGCAAGACCGACGGCCAAGGUGGCGGUAAUGCGUUCGAGAACGCGCUUCGUGGAGCAAAAGGCUUCUUCAACCGGCAAAACGAGUCGAAUGAGUCGUUGAAUCAAUUGCCAGAAACUAAUAGUACAGAGAACGUGGGGGGUGUAUCAGACGCCACGGCCGCUAAGCCUUCAAGCAAGAUUGGUGCUGCUGAGGAGCAUCGCGUUACGAAGGUCAAUGAGUUGUCGCCAGUCUUCCACCAAUUUCUGGACUGUGUAUACCAACUUCAGUACCAACAUCCGACACGGUUUGAGUUCAGUGAACGCUUUCUACGACGGCUACUAUAUCACCUUUACUCGUGCCAAUAUGGCACUUUCUUGUUCGACAACGAGAAGGAACGCAUGGAGGCCAAGGCGAAGGAGCGAACGAGGAGUGUAUGGGAUUAUUUCCUUUGUCGAAAGCAGGAAUUCCUAAACCCAAAGUAUGAUCCUGUGGUCGACGACUCCGUGCGAGGAAAAGAACGCAUGAUCUUCCCUCGCAAAGGUGAGGCCAGAUGGUGGGCUGAAUGUUUUGGGCGUACAGAUGACGAGAUGAAUCUCUACGGCCCUCAACUACCGCCGAGUCUCACACCCCAGACCAGCAAUGUAUCAAACGGCCGGAGCGGGACGAACACACCACUACGCAAUGAACCAAUUGUGACUGGCACGGAGACGGCAGAGGGCGCGACAGGUGCAGGCACGACCGCUGAUCUACCACCCACGCAUGCGGUUGAAGAGCGCUCAAGUAGCGUAUCUGCUGCUUCGCCAACACCGUUCGACGCUGCAGCGGCACUGGGUCAAGACUUGAAGCAAGGUCUUGUCGCAGGAAUGGGGAGAUUGGGAAUUGGCGGCCUCAGUCCCCGACCCAGCAUGGAAUCAAACAGACCAUCGCCAAGGCUCAGUACCGAUACGAGUGCGCAGAACGAUAGGCAGAGGAGUAGAAGCAGAGGCAAGGAAACGAGAGGAGAUGUGGAGGUUGAGAUGCAAUGAUGCAAGACCCUUGAUCAAUUAUAGAGAUACAUCGAAACAGUAGGCGUGAGCCUGCUCAAUGAUUCGAACUACGAUGAAAUGAUACCCACGACGCUGAAGACUGUCACGAUCUACAAUUCAUUUGAUACUUGGAUCUUGCUUUCAUUUUUGAUUGUCGCAACUCUGCAUCGUUCAAGAGGCAUGUCACAGAUCAAGCUUAGUCGCUCAGCCUGUGUGGCGC